Betta splendens (Siamese fighting fish) is the source of this 1827-nucleotide messenger RNA. RefSeq lists its product as uncharacterized. The transcript is spliced from 7 exons. Bases 148 to 1137 code for a protein of 329 amino acids. The record is from RefSeq and is a predicted model, not a curated record. Lineage: Eukaryota; Metazoa; Chordata; Actinopteri; Anabantiformes; Osphronemidae.
GGAAAUGUUUUAAUACCACUGGACGGAAACUUCCCACCGUUUGUCUCGUAACAGCACUGCUCGUAUAAACUUCACAGGAAAUCUGUCACACACUUCUUUCGCGAUUAGGAUUUUGCUUAAAGGAGAGCUAAUUAAAAAGGCAUAAAUAUGCAGAACUACGCAGAGGCGGUUAAAGACUUUGUGGAGAACCAUGCCACCGCGUUCACUGUUGCCUUUACUGCAGGAGCAGGCUUGUUGGCCUUGCGCCGGUGGAUGGCUGGGGCAGCGUGUCGGAGUAAGGUCAGGCUGGAUGGGAAAACGGUCCUCAUCACGGGAGCCAACACUGGCAUUGGGAAAGAGACGGCCCUGGACAUGGCCCAGAGAGGCGCCAGAGUGAUCCUAGCCUGCAGGGACAUGUCCAGAGCCCACAUUGCAGCCGAUGAGAUCCGUCAGAGAAGUGGGAACGGCAACGUGGUGGUAAAGAAAGUGGACUUGGCCUCGCUGCAGUCCGUCAGAGACCUGGCUAAAGACAUGGAGCAGAACGAGCAACGCUUGGACAUCCUCAUCAACAAUGCAGGUGUUAUGAUGUGUCCUAAGUGGAAAACGAAGGACGGCUUUGAAAUGCAGUUUGGUGUCAACCACCUCGGACAUUUCCUGCUGACCAACUGUCUCCUUGACCUGCUGAAGAAAUCAACCCCAAGUCGAGUUGUCAUCGUUUCUAGUCUGGCACACGAGAAAGGUCAAAUACACUUUGAUGACAUCAACCUUGAUAAAAACUACAAACGAGACAUGAGCUACCAGCAAAGCAAGCUGGCUAAUGUGCUCUUCUGCAAAGAACUGGCUUCAAGACUGCAAGGCACUGGCGUGACCGUGUACAGCCUUCACCCAGGAGUCAUCAAAACCGAGCUAGGUCGCCACUUCUUCCCUUCUUUACCCCUGUGGAAGCAGCUGCUAAUGCUACCGUUUCUAAUGCUGAUCAAAAGCCCUUGGGAAGGAGCCCAGACCACCAUCUACUGCGCUGUAGAUGAAAGCCUGGCAAACGAGAGCGGCCUCUACUACAGUGACUGUGCCCUCAAGUCGCCAGCACCGCAGGCGCAGGAUGAGGCUGCCGCUAAAAAGCUGUGGGACCUCAGUGCUUCCAUGGUCGGCCUGGCUUAAACCUGGCUUCCCAGUGCAUGCUGCAUCUUUACCCUCUUUACUUUGUUGGGAGCAGUACGUAUGGUUUACACAAAGAAGUUUGCGUGCACAGGUUCAUUGCUUUAUCUUUAUAUUACAAUUCUAUAUCAUCCGUGCUAGCUUUAUAACCACCAUGUGUUGCUGCAUAGUACAAAGGAUGUAGCUUUAAUCUACAUUCGUAGCUUUUUGGGUUGGAUUGUUUGCAGUUUUCGUACAUCUAGUCGUUCUGUGUCAAAUAAAACGUAAUACUUUAGACAUCCAUCCUGUGAUUUGAUGGAUGCUCCAAACCAACAACUGAAAAAAAUUUCUAAGGCAGUCACUCCUACAUUUGCUAUUUGCACUAAAAUAGUUGUUGCACGUCCACUUAGAGUAGAUUCUCUUUGAUCUUACUAGUGGUUAAACAAAGAGAGGUCCAGGUUUUCUCUGGAGAUGGAGAGCAGCUAUGAAGUGUGUGUGUGUGUGUGUGUGUGUGUGUGUGUGUGUGUGUGUGUGUGUGUGUGUGUGUGUGUGUGUGUGUGUGUGUGUGUGUGUGUGUGUGUGUGUGCGUGUGCGUGUGCGCGUGUGUGUGACUCUUUUGUUACUAAGUGUGAGAAUUACUCUGCGUGUGUUGAAGUGUACAGGGAAACAGUAACUGUGUCAUAUUUUUGAAUAAAGAACAAAUUUCCAAAGUGU